AGAAGAAGCAGAAGAAGAAGGUUCAUCCUCCAGCCCAGCAGGCGGUGCUCCUGGCGGAGAAGCUACUUAGCAGGUCGCCUUUCAGAAACACGGAUACGACGGUAAACCUUCGGUGUCUGGAGGAACUGUUGGCUUCUCUGGACUGAUUUUGGAUUAAAGGGUCUACACAGGAAGGGACCCCCACCAUGGCGGACAUCAAGAACUUCCUGUACGCCUGGUGUGGAAAGAAGAAGCUCACUCCCAACUACGACAUCCGAGCAGCAGGGAACAAAAACAGGCAGAAGUUCAUGUGCGAGGUCCGUGUCGAUGGCUUCAACUACAUCGGGAUGGGCAACUCCACCAACAAGAGGGACGCUCAGACCAACGCUGCCAGGGACUUUGUCAACUACCUGGUCCGAAUCGGGGAAAUGAGCGCAGCAGAGGUCCCGGCUCUGGGGGCGAGCGCUCCAGAUGGCGACCAGCUGGAUGGAGGAGGAGGAGGAGGAGCAGAAGGAGGUGGAGGUGGGAGCUUUGGAAACCUCCCUUCCGGCGCUCCACUGCCGCCUCACCUGGUAGUCAAAGUUGAGAAAGAAGAGAGCGGCGGCACUGGACCAGUACCAGGAGUGACUGGACUCGGUUACUCUGGAGGAGGAAACUCUGGAUGGAGCGGAGGAGGAGGAGCAGCAGCAGGAGGAGGAGGAGGAGCUCAGUGGGACCGAGGAGCCAACCUGAAGUACUACGCCAAGAGAGACGAACAGGAAGCGCAGGCGACGCUGGAGUCCGAGGAGGUGGACCUGAACGCUAAUCUCCAUGGCAACUGGACUCUGGAAACGCCAAGGCCCGUCUGA
Micropterus salmoides (largemouth bass) is the source of this 827-nucleotide messenger RNA. Its product is annotated as ATP-dependent RNA helicase A protein-like. The transcript has 6 exons. Gene Ontology annotation, molecular function: double-stranded RNA binding. The record is from RefSeq and is a predicted model, not a curated record. NCBI's taxonomy places the organism in Eukaryota, Metazoa, Chordata, Actinopteri, Centrarchiformes, Centrarchidae. The coding region runs from base 186 to 827 and encodes 213 amino acids.